CUUUGUUGAUGAUAAGGAGAAAAUAGAUGAGAGAAAUAGCUGUGUUAAGAAAGUGCCAUGUUUGACAAAUCAUAAUCACUAAUAUAUUACCCCUAAAGAGUUUUACAAAACUUUACAUAUACCAUAGAUGAUUUUAUUGUUUAUUAAGUUCAUUAAUUUUGGACCCUGGAUCUUGUAAUGAACACAUUGUUAACUCCUUCAUGCGCUCUCCACCUAUCAAGCCUUUCUCCUGUCAAGAAACAUAGCUGCUUGCCUUAAUUAUUUUAUACUAGUUUCGAUCCUGGCUUCUUUGUCUCCCAUGGAGGACGUUAAGCAACCGCUUCUACUUUCCCCUCGGGAAGUCGACGAGGACAACCACCUCCAACCGCAGUUACUUUCUAAAGCCUCAAACGCCUCCUUCUCCUCCACCACCUUUACCCCCGCCGCCCAUGACGUCCCUCCGAUCAACGGCGUUCGCGACUUCUCUAGAGAAUUCUUGACUGAGUCCAAGAAGCUCUGGUUCCUUGCCGGCCCCGCCAUCUUCACCUCCAUCUGCCAGUACUCCCUUGGCGCCAUCACUCAAGUCUUUUCUGGCCGGGUUGGCACUCUGGCUCUCGCCGCCGUGUCCGUCGAGAAUUCUGUCAUCGCCGGUUUCUCCUUCGGUGCCAUGCUUGGCAUGGGGAGCGCACUAGAAACAUUAUGUGGCCAAGCAUUUGGAGCAGGGCAGCUUGACAUGCUAGGGAUAUACAUGCAAAGAUCAUGGGUCAUCCUCAAUUCAACGGCUUUGAUCCUAAGCUUGCUAUACAUAUUCGCGGCCCCAAUUUUGAAUUUAAUAGGGCAGACGGCAAGCAUAUCCAAGGCUGCCGGAAUAUUCUCAAUAUGGAUGAUACCACAACUGUUUGCUUACGCCGUUAAUUUCCCCAUGGCAAAGUUCUUACAGGCGCAGAGCAAGAUAAUGGUGAUGGCGGUGAUAGCCGGUGUGGCCUUGGUGCUGCACACCUUAUUUAGCUGGCUCUUGAUGUUAAAGCUUGGGUUGGGUCUAGUGGGCGCAGCCAUUGUACUAAACGCAUCAUGGAUAUUCAUAGAUGUGGCUCAGUUCUUGUACAUCAUCAGCGGAACUUGCGGCCGCGCCUGGACCGGCUUCUCCUGGAAGGCUUUUCAACAUUUAUGGGGAUUCGUGCGAUUGUCACUAGCAUCAGCAAUAAUGCUCUGCAUGAACAUAUUGGGAUGGACGGUCAUGGUUGCUUUGGGAAUGAAUGCAGCUAUAAGUGUGAGAGUUUCCAAUGAAUUGGGAGCAGGACAUCCAAGAACAGCUAAAUUUUCAUUGGUGGUCGCCGUCAUCUCUUCAUUUCUAAUUGGUCUAGCCCUCUCGCUUAUACUGAUAAUCUUUAAGAAUAAAUAUCCGUACCUAUUUUCAAAUGAUACACAAGUUCAAGAUCUCGUUAAGGAGCUCACUCCACUCUUGGCUCUUUGCAUAGUCAUCAACAAUGUUCAACCUGUCCUUUCAGGGAUGGCCAUUGGAGCUGGAUGGCAAGCAGCUGUUGCCUAUGUUAACAUUGCAUGUUACUAUAUCUUUGGAGUUCCUUUGGGUCUCACAUUAGGUUAUGCGCUUGACAUGGGCGUCAAGGGAAUUUGGUAUGGGAUGCUAUCAGGGACGGUCGCACAGACUUGUGUCCUAUUUGCAAUGAUUUACAAAACCAACUGGAACAAAGAGGCUUCAAUUGCUGAGGAGAGGAUAAAGAUAUGGGGAGGUAAUAGUGACUCCGAACAGACCAAUGUGGAAAAUAAUGCAUAAACAUGAUUACACAAGAAUAAUUGAAGUGAAACGUUGGCCUUAUGUGAUGCGAUAUAUAUUGAUUGAAGAUGAAGUUGAAGUUCAUUUCAUCAAUUUUAUGAUCUCUCUCCCACAAAUAUACUGUUCUAGCAACAGUGCUUCCCCCCACUUUUUUCUUUUGUUGACCUUCACCCUUUAGUGAGCCUGGUUUCUAUUGGCAUUCUUUGGGCCUUCGUGUCUUUUUCCUUUUUCCCUUUUGAUAUUUUUGGAUUUUUUUUCUAAUGUUAUAAUUUUUUAACCUCAUCUUAUGUUUCUCUUUUUGGGCCAAACCUCAUCUCAUGUUAAGCAAUCCCUUAUCACUUUUUUUAAUUUAAAAAAGAUUCCUUAA
This is a messenger RNA of Theobroma cacao (cacao), 2141 nucleotides long. The record is from RefSeq and is a predicted model, not a curated record. Lineage: Eukaryota; Viridiplantae; Streptophyta; Magnoliopsida; Malvales; Malvaceae.